AUGCUGCUCGGUGAUGUGGGUUUGGGAAUGAUAAAGAUGAAAAAGCUUUACAACCAGAGAUCCUCGACCUCUUUGAGGGGUGCCGCGCAAACCGAGCGUGAUGGAUGCAUCAUUUUGAUCUGGAUUUGGGCAUGCGCCGGAGUGAAGUUCCACGGUUUGAUGGCCAAACAAAGCGAACGUAUGAAGACGGGCAGCGCGAUUAACGCGAGCGGCUCGGGUCGUUGCCGUGGGACACCGCCCGGCAGUUUGGCGCGGCGGGAGCACGCAGCGUCUGGAGCUUCUCAACUUCAACCACCCCCUCUCCCUUCAAGCACAAUGGCACCCUCGAGAGGUGUGCAGCUGUUGUGUCUCUCCAAAAGCUUCACCAAAUGUCGCAGCAUUCCGCAUCACCCCGUAACGACCGCGACAACACUGGCAUGGCCGAUGCACGCGCGCCGAACUUAUUCGUCGUUCACGGAGACCCUUUCGAAUCCUGCGAAUAAGCUGCAGAGCUACAUCUCUCGCAGCAGCGAUCCGUAUUUGAACCUCAGUAUCGAAGACCACAUUUUGCGCAAGUCGCCGCCCGACAGCACGGUCCUCUUCCUUUACGUGAACCGGCCAUGCGUGGUGAUUGGUCGCAACCAGAACCCGUGGACUGAGGUCAAUCUGAGCAUCCUCAACGCUGCGAGGGGCACGAACGAGCUGAAAGACACCGAACCUCCAGGUAUAGGCGCUGUCGAUCUCGUGCGCCGGCGCUCUGGCGGUGGUACUGUCUUCCACGAUGAAGGCAACCUCAAUUGGAGCAUAACCUGCCCACGCAAUGAGUUUACCAGAGACAAACAUGCUGAGAUGGUCGUGCGCGCAUUGCGCAAGCAAGGCAUCGAGCGGGCCAGGGUCAAUGAACGACACGACAUCGUGCUCGAUCAAGGCCAAGAAAGGCGUCCCUCCGACCCUGAAGACACACACCGUACACCGUAUACAGUCGAUGAGGGAAUACCGAAGCCGUUGAAGGUAUCUGGAUCGGCAUACAAGCUCACACGACAGAGAGCUCUACACCAUGCGACUACCCUUCUGGAAUCGCCAAACCUGCACAUCAUCUCGCAAUAUCUACGCUCUCCGGCAAAGCACAACAUCGAGGCCAAAGGCGUCGAAAGCGUCAGCUCGCCAGUUUCGAACAUUGGCCUGGACCUAAAAGCAUACCAGCAGCGCCUGCAAGAGGUUUUCGCAGUGACGUAUGCUAGUAUCGGCAAGAUCAAUGUCGCUGAGACCGUCGGCGAUGAAUACCUGAACAUCCCCGACAUCAGAAAAGGUUAUGAUGAGCUUCGUACGCAAGAUUGGAUGUGGGCGCAAACGCCACAAUUCGACGCAAAGCUUGACUUCUGUAACGGCCCCGAGAUUACCAUGAACGUGCAUCAUGGCAUCGUAAAGAGUUUCGAUGUCGAGGCCGAGCUUGUGGACGAGACACAUGAGGACAUUCGCUCUGCACUUGUUGGUGUAAAACUGCAAGAUGUGACCGACUGGACAACGCUGCUGCAAGCCAAUGUCGAGCCCUUCAACGACCGAUGCGCCGCCGUUGCGAAGCGGCUGGAAGAGCUGCUGCCCGUUCCUGAGUUUCCGAGAACUUGA
Messenger RNA from Macroventuria anomochaeta, 1605 nucleotides. RefSeq lists its product as uncharacterized. The record is from RefSeq and is a predicted model, not a curated record. Gene Ontology annotation, cellular component: cytoplasm; mitochondrion. Lineage: Eukaryota; Fungi; Ascomycota; Dothideomycetes; Pleosporales; Didymellaceae. Bases 1 to 1605 code for a protein of 534 amino acids. Gene Ontology annotation, molecular function: lipoyltransferase activity. The transcript has 4 exons. Gene Ontology annotation, biological process: protein lipoylation.